Messenger RNA from Metarhizium brunneum ARSEF 3297, 1140 nucleotides. RefSeq lists its product as uncharacterized. The record is from RefSeq and is a predicted model, not a curated record. Gene Ontology annotation, molecular function: carbon-sulfur lyase activity; copper ion binding. Lineage: Eukaryota; Fungi; Ascomycota; Sordariomycetes; Hypocreales; Clavicipitaceae.
AUGGACCGCGAAUCAACAGCCAGACUCACCGCAGAGUGCCUCUGCAGAAAACACACAUUCAGCGCAGAAAUACCCAAGUCGAGACUUCCUCUAGAGGGCAGCGUCUGCCACUGCCAUUCGUGUCGCCAUUCCACGGGCGCGCUGUAUGUGCUUUUCUCGACGUGGCCGCGGCCACGUGCCGACGUCGACACCAGCGGCCUCAAGAAAUACCAGUUUUCCGCAAACAUUUCCAACCUCUUCUGCGGGACGUGCUCGACGCCCAUGUUCUCCGAGCUGGCCUGGGACCCGGGCAGUCUCGGCGUCUACAGCGGCCCGUUGAAGAACAUGGACGUCGCCCCGAUCAGACUCACCAACCACAUAUACGUCGAGGAUACCGUCGACGGCGGGGCGUCGGUAUGGCUGAGGAGGCCGAAUCCCGACGGGCAGGAGAUCCCUCGCUACUUGACGCGCUCUGGACAGAUCCCCUGGAGCUGGCCGGGGGCAUCAACCUCGGCAGAAGAACCCAGGGGCGGGCCGGUGCAGCAGUCUGUAGGUAUUUCCUGCCACUGCAAGGGCGUCAACUUGGUUCUUCGUCGGGGGGACUAUGCCGGCGGGAAGAGGGGGGAGUUGCCAUGGUUCAUCGACCCGAGGAACUACAAGAGACUUGCUAGUUUUGACGCCUGCGACUCGUGUCGGCUUCACUUUGGAAACGACCUUGUCCACUGGACAUUUACCGACUUGGCUGACAUAGCCCGGGCGGAUGGGGGUGCGUUCCCCCGGACAAUGACGGAGCUCAGGACGGCCGUGGAUGCGGGCGACGCGGCGGUUGGAACGCUGGCGUGCUACCAGUCGUCGCCGGACGCGCAGCGGUAUUUCUGCAGGGUUUGCGCUGCGGCCGUUUUCUACGCCUGUGAGGAUAGGCCUGAGAUUGUGGACGUGGCGGUUGGCCUUCUUGAGGCACCGGACGGGGCUAGGGCCGAGAGAUUCCUGUCUUGGACGUUGGGGGAGACGCCGGUUUGGGUGGACGAUACGAAGGGCGGUUGGCGAGAAGGGUUGAUGGGGAGGGUGCAGAGUGACGCUGAGGAGUUUAGGCUUGGGAGGGGUUAUGAGAAGAGUUGGAGAAGGAUUGCGAAGGAGGGCGAAUCGGGAUUGUUAUCCUGA